AUGGAGGCUCAGGAACCUCCUCCUUCAGACAUUGUUUGUCCUCUGGAUGAGGUCUUUCAAUCUGUCCUGGAAAUACCUCCACCUCCAUACACCACUCCUCCUCUGGAUGAAGGAGUCUUUCAAACUGUCCCGGAAAGACCUCCACUACCUCAGGUUGUCAUACAACAACAACAACCUCCAGCUGUAGUCCCACAGGCUUUCCAGUACACAGUCCAAACUCAGGCCACACAACCUGGUGUGAACCAGAUGGUGGUGAUUCCGCAGAGCUUACCAAGAGACUGCCCUGGACAGAUGCAGUGUCCUUGCUGCCACAACACUGUAACGACGCAAAUCUCAUACAAGAAUGGUUGGGUGACCUGGUUGAUUGUUGCGACGCUGUUUUUGUUUUUGUGCUGGCCUUGUUUCAUAAUCCCCUUCUUUGUGGAUUCUUGCAAAGACGUGGUGCAUUCCUGUCCCAUCUGUAACAAUGUCAUCCACAUUCAUAAGUUAGGAGGCUAG
Molecule: messenger RNA, 498 nt
Organism: Sphaeramia orbicularis (orbiculate cardinalfish)
Lineage: Eukaryota; Metazoa; Chordata; Actinopteri; Kurtiformes; Apogonidae
Product: lipopolysaccharide-induced tumor necrosis factor-alpha factor homolog
Exons: 4
Coding region: 1-498 (165 amino acids)
Cellular component (GO): cytoplasmic side of late endosome membrane; nucleus; cytoplasmic side of lysosomal membrane
Molecular function (GO): zinc ion binding
Source: RefSeq, a predicted model, not a curated record